AUGCCAUUCCUAUAUCCAGUUAAGGCGACCGGAGACGCGCCUAUUAUGAAGAAGAAGAACUGGAAGGUCGACUCAAACCGUACCAUUGGAUGGAUCAAUGAGUUCAUUAAGAGAUAUAUUAAACUCGAAGCCAACGAAUCGCUGUUUCUGUACGUAAACCAGACAUUCAGUCCCUCUCCCGACCAAACCGUUCGCAAUCUUCUCGAGUGCUUCGGAUCCGACGGAAAGUUAGUCUUAUAUUACGCUAAAUCCCAGGCCUGGGGCUAAACGCACGACUGUUAUCUCCGUUUUUAUCAUUGGUUUCGUUGAUAGACUUGUUUUUGUGAAGUGAAAUGUCUGAUAAGAAAAUCAUAUUAAGUGAUACCAAAACUGAUCCCAAAGUGAUUUGUCAUUCAAUUCCGUGUAAAGUGAUUGAAGACUGCGAGGCAGAAGUUGACAAAUACUUUGCGCCAACCAUAAGACAAAGUGACAAAAAGGAGGUCCUCUUAAGUUCAUUCCGCGGCAGACCACUAGUCGGCCGUUCAAUUGAUUUGCCCGACAAUUGCAGAGCAUUUGUGGUGAAAGACAACACGAGUAGUGAUUUCGUGGCCAACGAGUGCUUUCAACGCAUAACUCAUUGGAAUUUUGAUAAGAAUCCGUCAGAAAGUGAUUCAUUACAACAAACCAUUGAGUGGAUCAACAUCUCUAACGCCAUUCAUUCACCCAUUCCUUCCAAGGAAUCGAUUGACAAAAACUAAGUCUAAUAUUGAAGUGAUUUUUGUUUUAUUAUAUAUAUUUUUGUGUUUGCGUUAAUUGUUUAUUGUAAUCAAGAAUGGAUUGUUAUCUCUAUACUCCAGUUACCAAAGACUUUGAGUUUAAUAGUUCCGAUAGUUCGUAUCCAAUUAAUUUCUGCGAGAGUCUAUCGAUUCCGCUGCAGAAUAAUGUUAAGUACCGAGAAAUAGGGUAUCGAUUGAUAGAAAAGUAUAAAAUUCCAGUUUUUCUCGAAAGCGAGUUAAUGCAGAAACUGAAGGAUUUCGUUGACGACGAAACCGAUAGACUGGACACUCAAAGGGCUGACCAGAUGUUGGAACAGCUGUCGGAGUGUGAAAUGAAGAACAACUGUCGCCUAAUAGUGAAUAAGCGCUCAAUAGUUGACACCAAAUACAAGAGCUUUGAUAAUAUGAACGAAAACAACGAAUUCUUUAACAUGUACUACGAGUUGAUCCAUUCGGGAGUCUUCACCGAAUCGCUCAUGAAGUUUGAGAACUCGUAUUUGAUUGCCAUUCAAGACUUGAUAUCAGCGCGCGAUCAGUCGUACAAUGAGUUACUGACACAACAGACCGUUGAGAUGGAAGACGCCGUCAAAAGCAUCGGAACCACUCUUAGCGAAGAGAAUAUCAACACAUUGUCUGUAAAACACUUCGAAGAAUCGGAGACAUUGAAAGACGAGUGGAAUAACACUAUUUCUAACCUAAAGUAUGAACAAAAGCAAGAGUUUUACGAAUGGAUUCGCAAAGUGUACGAAGACUUCAAGAAUGGAAAUCCGGAAUCGAUUGCAACGAAUCUGAAGAAUCUGUCGAUCGAUUCGAGCGAACGCUUCGGUCGAUCGCCGUAUGAAGAACUCGAUUGGAGUAACUCUUCGAAUGACAAUCACAUUCAGAUGGAGGAGAGUUUUACCAUCAAUUUGGGCGCUCAGCUCAAGACUACUCAUAACCUGCGCCUAAUAUCUAUGGAUAUUCUCGACUUGUGUCGACUCAAACCCAGUCAUAAUUUCGGUCAAAAUACUCCCCAACGGAUCCAGACAGCGAUGUCUUUAUAUUCAAAUUCUUUGUCAGCUCUGGUCUUAUUAGUUGACAAUCGGAUUAACAGUUAUUCGGGAAUCAAAUUAGAUUUUGCGAAAAUAUGCUCAAAAUCAACAGAAUUUCAUUUCCAAGACCUCGAGAUCCAAAUGCAAGAAUCGACGUCAAGGGCGGAACAGUUGAAGCCCAAUGCGCUGAAGAAGAGCGGUUCCCAUAGCUUACAAACGGGUGACUUCUAUGCGACCAAACACUCGAACCUAUCGGAGGCUCACGUCGUCUUUCAUUUGGUUUGCGACGAUUCGCUGCGCUCUUCAGACAUUAAUUCCAGACAUCCCGUGAUUCUGGGCUUAAGAAACAUUAUGAAGACCUCACACCUCAACGAUAUCUCAAACAUUACGAUACCUCUGCUUCUCAUUCACGAAAUGACUGAAGAGAUUACUAUUCAAUGGUGUCUUAAGAGAGCGGAAUUGGUUCUGAAGUGCAUUAAAGGGUUUAUGAUUGAAAUGGCGUCCCUUUCCUCUGGUGGCGACGAGAACCGUACGGUUCAGUUCGUGGUGCCCAAGGGCAUUUCUCACGAAUUAUUCGCGAAUCUGACGACAAUUCUUCCGAGUAUUUUCCGACUCUCUAACCCUCUGGUCCUGCGAUCCAGUUAUGACUUGGAAUAGACUGCAAACUCAAUCACCGAUUCAAAGCGAUUUCUUGUGGCUUUCCUAUCAAUUCAAAUAUUAAUUGUUUGUUCAAUACCUUGAUUUUAUUCUCCAAUCAAAUUCUAUUGAGUUUUAAAUUUAAUAAUUCUAAUAUAGUUUUAUUCUUUAAUUACUGUCACUUAUGUAAGAAUUGAUAGUAUUCUCGCAUAAAUGUGUUUCUAUUGAAAGUUCGAAGUCUAUCUGUUUUGCAACUAUUUUUUAUGUAAAAGGCUUUGAUUUUAAUGAGUUGAAUGCGAAAUCAAAACCCAAU
Messenger RNA from Oppiella nova, 2735 nucleotides. The record is from the annotation of a GenBank genome assembly. Lineage: Eukaryota; Metazoa; Arthropoda; Arachnida; Sarcoptiformes; Oppiidae.